Dicentrarchus labrax (European seabass) is the source of this 1544-nucleotide messenger RNA. RefSeq lists its product as uncharacterized. Lineage: Eukaryota; Metazoa; Chordata; Actinopteri; Moronidae. Bases 351 to 1103 code for a protein of 250 amino acids. The record is from RefSeq and is a predicted model, not a curated record. The transcript has 4 exons.
UGAUUUAUUCUUAAACUCAGUUUAUAGAUCAUCUAGAAAAUGUGUUUUAGUAUUCAGAACGAAAAACACUUAGUAAUACGUAGUUAUAGUAAUAUCAAGUUUCAUAUUUUAUGAUAUUAAUAGCCAAAGAGCUGAUACAACUAUAAUGGCAACCUGCCUUCUGUGUACCUGCAGCAGCGGCUCACCUGUGGUGCACCUGUCUGUUACAUUCAUAUCUGCACUGUAAAACAUAACCAGGAAGAAAAGUGUUUCACGAGUCAGAUGACGCUGACGUCAUGUGGAAUGCGGGCUGCAUUGUCAGAAAUAUUUGACCUGAAAACCAAACUUGAGAGAGACUCGAGUUGCAGAAAAUGCUCCGUUUUAUCUGCUGUUGUUGCUUCUCAAGCGAAAACUCCGACAGCGAGAGGCAGCCCCUCCUGGACCCCAGACCAUCUGACCUGAAUGAAGCUGAAUCAGCCAGGCAGACCCGGCCAGCACACAGUGAUUUGCAGACUGUGAAGCGCAUUGGUAGGCUGGUGAUGAGGCGAGUGUGUGUGCCAGAGCUGGACCAGAGGUUUUCUGACAUGGCUGAGACGUUCAACGAACAGCAGCAGCGCUAUGAGGCCAUGGUCCGACACAUCAUAAACCUGCGACAGGUCUACGGCUGUAACCACAACGAUAGCCUGGCUUUAGCCGAAUGUGUGGGGAAGAUCAGAGAGGAGCAUGAGGCCAAGUACAGGGUCUCCCUUAAGAUAAAGGGCUAUGACUUCUCCCUCAGUGUGGUUCCUGCGGGGCCAGACGGGGAAUGUGAGGAGGAACCACUGCCUCCACAUCUGCGAUUGGCUCAGGAUGAACUGAAGGGCGCUUCUGAGAGCGCCAAGGCCACCAUCUCAAAGGGUACCACACUUCAAGAGUUGAUUGGCUGGCUGCUCCGUAGCAAGGAUCAAAUGGCUGAGCAAGUGAAAGGGGCUGCAGCCUCCUUCCAGGAGCAAGGAAGACUGAAUGAGAACCUGGAGGAGAACAUGAAGGAAGUGAGGAGGGCGAAGGAGUUGUCGCUGGGAUACAGACAGCGGGCCGGAGAAGUCCUCACUGAGGCUGCACAGAUAGCCGGGGCUUAUCUGUAGUUCAUACACAUUUUAAAUACUUUUUAUUAGAAUCCACCAAUUACAAUACACAUAUUAUGGGAUUCAAACAUUUACAAAGGUUAUACACACUAUUACUAUACAAUUAUGGGUAUGGGAUCACUGACUUACAACCAGACUACCUGUGACAGCUGAGAUGGAACAUCAUUUUUGCUGUCUAGCUAUCUUUUCCUUGGUAAACUUGCCAACUGCAAUUUGCAUUCAUAUCAUAGCAUUUGCAACAACAUCAGAAGUGUUAGAUAAUGAGACACGAUAAUGAGUGCGCACACAACGCCAUGCAUGUAUUUAAACACUCUGCUUUGCAGGCCAUCGCUGCCUGUUGUAUAAAGUGUCCUGCAAGAACAUGAAGACUUGUGAUUAUAUAUGCCUUUUAAAUGUUUUGUUAAAAUUUUAAUAAAUAGCACUUUAUGCUCUUUAGACUCA